This is a messenger RNA of Hippocampus comes (tiger tail seahorse), 1161 nucleotides long. RefSeq names its product retinol dehydrogenase 12. Bases 3 to 1016 code for a protein of 337 amino acids. NCBI's taxonomy places the organism in Eukaryota, Metazoa, Chordata, Actinopteri, Syngnathiformes, Syngnathidae. The transcript has 7 exons. The record is from RefSeq and is a predicted model, not a curated record.
UGAUGAUGAGGAUGAUGAUGAUGAUGAUGUUGCAAACUGCGCGAAGACCGAUUGCUCAUUUCUUUCUUGAGUUGCGCCAAUCGGUAUCUCGUGAGGGGGGGAUUCGUAGCUUUGGAGGAAUGAUGAGCUGCAGAGCUGUGUGUUGUCACCGCUGGUCAUCCGAGGAGAGGCUGGACAACAAAACGGUCGUCAUCACCGGAGCCAACACUGGCAUAGGCAAGGAAACCGCCCGAGACCUGGCCGCCAGAGGUGCCCGCAUCAUCAUGGCAUGCCGGGACCUGGAAAGAGCAGAGGAGGCGAGAUCGGAGAUUGUGGAAGACACCGCGAAUGACAAUGUGGUUGUCAGGAAACUGGAUCUUUCGGACAGCAGGUCCAUUCGAGCCUUUGCUGAGCUCAUCCUCAAAGAGGAGAAACAAGUCAACAUUUUGAUCAACAACGCAGGCAUCAUGAUGUGUCCGUACUCCAAGACCGCUGACGGCUUUGAAAUGCAAUUUGGAGUCAAUCAUUUGGGUCACUUCCUCCUGACCUACCUGCUGCUGGACCUGAUUAAGUUUUCCGCUCCGGCUCGCAUCGUUGUGGUGGCAUCGGUGGCUCACACCUGGACCGGCCUUCGACUGGAUGACCUGAACAGCGAGAGCAGCUACGACACCGUGAAGGCUUACGGGCAGAGCAAACUGGCUAAUGUCCUCUUUGCACGGGCCCUCGCCAAAAAGUUGAAAGGAACAGGGGUAAGCGUGUUCUCUCUACACCCCGGCGUGGUGCAGUCGGACCUGUGGAGGCACCAGCACCAAUGUAUCCAGGUGGCCGUGAAGAUCUUCAGCAUCUUCACAAAGACAACGGUGGAAGGCGCUCAGACCACCCUCUACUGCGCCGUGCAGCCUGGUCUGGAAAGUCAGAGCGGAGGCUACUUCAGUGACUGUGCCUCUGCAAGGUGCUCCAGAAGUGCCUCGGAUGAUGAUUUGGCGCGGGAGCUGUGGCAGAGCAGCUGCAACAUGCUUGGCAUCACCUGGCAGUGAAUAAUGAAUAAUCCAAGGAAGGACUUUGUAUCAUGUUAAGUGCAAAAAGGCAUCAUUCUUAAAGCACUUUUGUUAGGGGCAUUAACAUUGCUGGACAGUUGUGUCUUCACCAAUUCAUUUUAUAAAACAUCACAAGUAGUCUAAA